GCCCCGCUGCCGUCUUCCCGCCCGCGAGACGACACGCCGCCGCCUAUCCCGACAUGGGUCGACAGAAGGAGCUGGUGAACCGCUGCGGAGAGAUGCUCCACAUCCGCUACCGGCUGCUUCGCCAGGCGCUGGCCGAGUGCCUGGGGACCCUCAUCCUCGUGAUGUUUGGCUGUGGCUCUGUGGCCCAGGUGGUGCUCAGUCGGGGUACCCACGGUGGUUUCCUCACCAUCAAUCUGGCCUUUGGUUUUGCUGUCACCCUGGGCAUCCUGGUGGCUGGACAGGUGUCUGGGGCCCACCUCAACCCUGCUGUGACUUUUGCCAUGUGCUUCCUGGCACGCGAGCCCUGGAUCAAGCUGCCCAUCUACACACUGGCUCAGACACUGGGUGCCUUCUUGGGUGCUGGGAUCAUUUUUGGGCUGUACUAUGAUGCAAUCUGGAGCUUCGCCAACAAUGAACUUGUCGUCUCUGGCCCCAACGGCACAGCUGGCAUCUUUGCCACCUACCCCUCUGGACACUUGGACAUGGUCAAUGGCUUCUUUGACCAGUUCAUAGGCACGGCCGCUCUUAUUGUAUGCGUGCUGGCCAUCGUUGAUCCCUACAACAACCCUGUCCCCCGCGGCCUGGAAGCCUUCACCGUGGGCCUUGUGGUCCUGGUCAUUGGCACCUCCAUGGGCUUCAACUCCGGCUAUGCUGUCAACCCUGCUCGGGACUUUGGUCCCCGCCUUUUCACCGCUCUGGCUGGCUGGGGUUCAGAAGUGUUCACGACCGGCCGGCACUGGUGGUGGGUACCCAUCGUCUCCCCGCUCCUGGGCUCCAUCGCGGGCGUCUUUGUUUACCAGCUCAUGAUCGGUUGCCACCUGGAGCAGCCGCCACCACCCUCCACCGAGCAGGAGAACGUGAAGUUGGCUCACGUGAAGCACAAGGAGCAGAUCUGAGUGGGCGGGGCCACUCCUUUGAGCAUCCACAGACUGUGCAGGGGCCACUUGCUACAAGCCCCCAUGAGAGUUCCCUGGCAGGCUAAGAAGCUACCUGUUUACCCUACCCUGCUGGAUGCCCCCCCCCCCCCAGGAUUUCCACUGGACCUUCCCCAACAGGAUAUGAGGUCCCCACCAUUAAGCCAUGGUGGGUUCAGGAAUAGGUCCAAGCAUCUUUGUGUCUCAUGAAGGGAGAAAAUGGGCAGCAGGUGUGUGUGUGUGUGUGUGUGUGUGUGUGUGUGUGUGUGUGUGUGUGUGUGUAUGUAUACGUGUGUGCACAGGUUCCUAGUUACUCAAGGUAAGGAUCCAAGCUUUCAAAAGGAUUUAGCCAUUCAGGAGUGGUGUCCAUAUGUGAACAAGGAAAGUGCACGUUGCAAGGACUCCAUGAGGAGUGGACCAGAUAAGUGUGUGUCUGUGUGUCUUGGUAUAUGUCUGCCCUUUUUCCUAAGUGGGGCUUCUCUAGGCUUUGGGGAGGGGUGCUAGGAUGAGGGGGCCACAGCUUACAUUUGGAGCUGUGGCACUCCUGAGUAGGAGCUAUGUUAAUACGUUUCUGUUAUAAUGUAGGCAUGGGGAGAGGGAAUGAAGUCCAGGUCAUAAGUUUCAUGUUUGCUUUUUUUUUUUUUUAAUAUAUAUAUAUAGCAGAUGUUAUAGUCUUGGGGAUAGGGGUAGGGAGACUCCAUUUUAAAAAAGGUUUUCCUUCCCUUAAUCCUCCAUUUUACAAUGUAUCCUUUUUGUCUUUUAUAUAAAAAUGAAUAAAAUGUGUAUCUAAAACUA
Jaculus jaculus (lesser Egyptian jerboa) is the source of this 1748-nucleotide messenger RNA. It is a transcript of the gene Aqp3, whose product is annotated as aquaporin 3 (Gill blood group). The record is from RefSeq and is a predicted model, not a curated record. Lineage: Eukaryota; Metazoa; Chordata; Mammalia; Rodentia; Dipodidae. The transcript is spliced from 6 exons. The coding region runs from base 54 to 935 and encodes 293 amino acids. Gene Ontology annotation, cellular component: basolateral plasma membrane; plasma membrane. Gene Ontology annotation, molecular function: glycerol channel activity; urea transmembrane transporter activity; water channel activity. Gene Ontology annotation, biological process: glycerol transmembrane transport; water transport.